Messenger RNA from Schizophyllum commune H4-8, 3082 nucleotides. RefSeq names its product DUF917-domain-containing protein. Gene Ontology annotation, molecular function: 5-oxoprolinase (ATP-hydrolyzing) activity. The transcript has 8 exons. Lineage: Eukaryota; Fungi; Basidiomycota; Agaricomycetes; Agaricales; Schizophyllaceae. Gene Ontology annotation, biological process: glutathione metabolic process. Gene Ontology annotation, cellular component: cytosol. The coding region runs from base 22 to 3000 and encodes 992 amino acids. The record is from RefSeq and is a predicted model, not a curated record.
AUCCCCUCCAAGUCCGCAAUCAUGCCUGCCAAGCUCGAAGCGACCCUGCGCGUAGGUGUUGACGUCGGUGGAACGAACACGGACGGUGUCCUGCUCGAUCCGUUCAGCACCUCGGAGGCCAACCGGGGCAUCCUCGCGUGGCACAAGGCGCCUACAACCACAAAUCCGAGCAUCGGAAUCGAGGAGUGCAUAACGCACUUGUUGAACGAGGCGAAGGUCGAUCCCUCGCGUAUCGCGAGUGUGACCAUCGGGACAACACACUUCAUCAACGCUGUGGUCGAGAAGGAUCGCAAUCGUCUCGCACCUGUCGCCGUCAUUCGUCUCUGUGGUCCCUUCAGCCGCGAUGUCUACCCCGGCAUUGACUGGCCCGCCGACCUGCGCGACAUCAUCUGCUCAUACUGCGGCUUCGUCGACGGUGGCCUCGAGAUCGACGGCCAGAUCAUACGCGAGAUCGUAGAGGAGCAGAUCAAGGCGGAGUGCGAGAAGAUCAAGCAGCUGGGUAUCAAGGCCAUCGUCGUGAACGGCAUCUUCUCGCCCUCGGACUUGGAGGAGAAGCAGGAGGAGCGGGUCGGCGAGUGGAUCGCUAAGUAUUACCCGGAGGCCGAUGUCGUCCUUUCCAAGCAUGUCGCCAACCUCGGCUUCGUUGCCCGCGAGAACGCCGCCAUCUUGAAUGCCUCCAUCCUCCCCUUCGCACGCCGCACCAUCUCCUCCUUCCAGCACGCCAUCGCCUCCCGCCUCAACCUCAAGUGCCCUGUCUUCCUCACGCAGAACGAUGGCACCAUUCUCCAAGCGCACCUCGCCGCGAACGUCCCCAUCCGCACGUUCUCUAGCGGCCCGACGAACUCGAUGUGCGGCGCCGCCUUCCUCGUCAAGCACGAGUUCGCGGAGAAGGAGAAGCGGCCCCUGCUGGUGUGCGAUAUCGGCGGCACGACGACGGACGUCGGCAUGUUGCUGGCGAGCGGUCUUCCGAGGCAAGCAGCUGCCAUAACGGACGUGUCGGGCGUGAUGAUGAACUUCUCGUGCCCGGAUGUGAAGAGCAUCGGUCUCGGCGGUGGCUCCAUCGUUCGUAAGGACUCGCCUACUUCCAAGCUCACCAUCGGCCCCGACUCCGUGGGCCACCACAUCAAGACGCGCGCGCACGUCUUCGGCGGCGACGUCCCCACCGCCACGGACUACGCCGUCGCUUGCGCGAAGGUCUCUGGCCACUCCCUCGACGUCGGCGACGCGUCGCGGCUCCCGCAAUCAUUCUACGACAACGCGGAGGAGUACCGCGAGGUCGUGAAGCGCAUGCUGGAGAACAUCAUCGACCGGAUGAAGACGAACGCGGACGAUAUCGAGGUCUUGCUAGUCGGUGGUGGUGCGGUGUUGGUGAACGAGGGCGAGGUCUUGAAGGGCGCGAGCAAGGUCAUUAAGCCGAAGUUCUCGGGAGUUGCGAAUGCGAUUGGUGCAGCCAUCGCCCGCGUAUCUGGUACCGUCGACACCGUCGUCAGCACGGAGGGUAAGACGACGCAACAGGCUAUCGAGAGCGUCGCGCAGCUGGCCAUCGACCGCGCAGUCGAGAACGGUGCUGUCCGAGAGACAAUCGAGCUCGCCGAGAUGGAUGCCAUUCCUCUUCAGUACAUUGCCAACAAGUCCCGCGUCAUCGUCAAGGCCAUCGGCGACUUCGACUUUGCGCACGUCGCGCCCACGCCCCCUCCCCUGGCGCCCGAAGAAGCUUCGGAAGGCGACGCCAUCCCCGAGAAGGACCCCGCAAAAUCAGGCAAGGAGAACGCCGCCCAGCUCUCGGCCGAGCAAAUCAAGACGUACAAGCCCACCGUGACCGCGCAGCGCGAGUGGCUCGUCUCCGAGACCGACCUCGGUUGGAUCGCCACGGGAUGCUACAUCCUGGGCACGGGCGGUGGGGGUACGCCUUACCCACAUUUCGUGCGCCUGAGGGAGAUGGUGAGGAACGGGGCGGUAUUGAGGGUGAUCAGCCCGGAUGACUUGAAGGACGAUGCGUUGAUCGCGUGCGGUGGGGGCAAGGGGAGUCCGACGGUGGGGAUCGAGAAGCUGGCGGGUGAUGAGAUGAUGGAGUCGCAGCGCAAGGUGUACGAGCUUGUUGGCCGGCAGCCAGACGCUGUCAUUGCGCUCGAGAUCGGCGGCGGCAAUGGCAUGCAGGGCUUGCUCAUCGGCGCCUCGACGAACAUGGACAUCCCGACCGUCGACGGCGACUGGAUGGGUCGCGCGUACCCCGUCGCCUGGCAAAUCACGCCCGUCGUCUGGGGUGGCGACAAGGCCCAAUUCGUCCCCACUUGCUGCGCUGACGGUAACGGGAACGUCAUGGUCAUGACCUCCGCGACCACCGAAAAGAUGAUCGAGCGCGCCUUCCGCGCCGCACUCGCUGAGAUGGGCUCCCAUGUCGCCUGCGCCAAGGGCCCCACGACCGGCGCGAAGACCAAGUCCUGGGCCGUCCAACACACCAUCUCCCUCGCCUGGCGCGUCGGCCGCGCCGUCGCGCUCUGCCGCGCGCAGAAUCAGCUCGACGCCGUCGCGGACGUCAUCAUCGACUCCGUCGGCGGGCCCUCAACUGCGCGCACGCUCUUCCGCGGGAAGAUCGUGUCCGUCGAGCGCAAGACGGUCAAGGGGCACGCGUACGGGGAAGUCGUGAUCAAGGCGCAGGAGGGCGAUGGGUUCGAGGGCACGAUGAAAAUCCCGUUCAAGAAUGAGAAUAUUCUGGCGACGCGGGUGAAGGAGGAUGGAUCGGAGGAGGUCGUGGCGAGCGUGCCGGACUUGAUUUCGGUGUGCGAUAGUGCGAGCGGAGAGGCGAUUGGGACGCCGGAGUACAAGUAUGGGAUCUUGGUGACGGUCAUUGGGAUUACGGCGUCGGACAAGUGGACGGCGACGCCGAGGGGCAUUGAGAUUGGCGGGCCCAGGGCAUUCGGCAUGGACGUCGAAUAUAAGCCUUUGGGUACGUUCGUGAAGCCGAAGAGUGUCAUAGACGAGUACGCGCCUCAGGCAUAGAUGUAGCUUUAGACUUGUAGCACCUUAAUUUAUUCAUUCAUCUAAACGCUGCGAAAAACAUUAGCUCGGAAAGGACUUACGA